GGACCCGGGGCAGAGCGGGCGGGGGCCAGAACCCCGGUCCCCGCCGCUGCGCUGGGCCACAGCUUCCGGAAGGUGACGCUCACCAAGCCCACCUUCUGCCACCUCUGCUCCGACUUCAUCUGGGGGCUGGCCGGCUUCCUGUGCGACGUCUGCAACUUCAUGUCCCAUGAGAAGUGCCUGAAGCACAUGAAGACCCCGUGUGCCUGCGUGGCACCCAGCCUCGUCCGGGUCCCAGUGGCACACUGCUUUGGCCCCCGGGGGCUGUACAAACGCAGGUUCUGCGCUGUCUGCCGCAAGGGCCUGGAGGCCCCCGCGCUCCGCUGUGAAGUGUGUGAGCUGCACGUUCACCCCGACUGUGUGCCCUUCGCCUGCAGCGACUGCCGCCAUUGCCACCAGGACGGGCACCAGGACCACGACACGUACCACCACCACUGGCGGGAGGGGAACCUGUCCUCGGGUGCGCGCUGUGACGUCUGCAGGAAGACAUGUGGCUCCUCCGAGGUGCUGGCUGGCCUGCGCUGUGAGUGGUGCAGCCUCCAGGCCCACUCAGUCUGCUACUCGGCGCUCACCCCCGAGUGCACAUUCGGGCGCCUGCGCAGCAUGAUCCUGCCCCCUGCCUGCGUGCGCCUGGUGUCCCGCAACUUCAGCAAGAUGCACUGCUUCCGCAUCACCGAGAACCCGACCCCAGAGCCAGGUGAGGGGGACGACAGCAUGGACGGGAGUGCCGCGGCAGGCCCAGGCAGAGAGGUGCUAGCGUCUCCAGAGUCCAGCAAGCAGACCCUGAGGAUCUAUGAUGGCUAUGACGCCAUGCAGCGAAACCACUUCCGCCUCAUCACUGUCCCCCGCCUGGCCAAGAACGAGGAGGUGCUGGAGGCAGCACUGCGGGCAUACUACAUCAGCGAGGACCCCUGUGACUUCGAGCUGCAGGCGCUUCCCCCAUCCGCACGCUCUGACGACAACGGUGCCCAGGGAAAGGCCCGGACUGGUGGGGCUGCCGGGGAUGAGGGCAGCCGAGGCCCCGGGUCCCGAGACCCUGCGCCCCGAGAGCCCGCGCCUGAGGCCUGGGUCAUCCGUGCCCUGCCCCGUACCCAGGAGGUCCUGAGGAUCUACCCUGCCUGGCUCAAGGUAGGUGUGGCCUACGUGUCCAUCCGUGUGACCCCGCAGAGCACUUCAAGGACAGUGGUGCUGGAGGUGCUCCCGCUGCUCGGACGCCAGGCCGAGAGUCCCGAGAGCUUCCAGCUGGUGGAGGUGCUCAUGGGUAGCAGGCAAGUUCAGCGGACAGUGUUGGCGGAUGAGGAGCUCCUGCUGGACCGGCUCUGGGACAUCCGGCAGGCGUCCUUGCGGCAGAUGAGCCAGACGCGGUUCUACGUGGCCGAGAGCCAGGCCGUGGUGCCGCAUGUCUCCCUGUUCGUCGGCGGCCUGCCGCCCGGCCUUGCCUCCCAGGAGUAUGGGCCCCUGCUGCAGGAGGCCGUGGGUACCAAAGCUGACGUGGUGACUGUGAGUCGCGUCUACCCCUCGCAAGGUGCUGUGGUGCUGGAUGUUGCCUGCUUUGCGGAGGCUGAGCGGCUGUACAUGCUGGUCAAGGACACAGCCGUGCAGGGCCGCCCGCUGACAGCCCUGGUGCUCCCCGAAGUGCUGCACACGAAGCUGCCCCGAGACUGCUGCCCCCUCCUCGUGUUUGUGAACCCCAAGAGUGGAGGCCUCAAGGGCCGAGAUCUGCUCUGCAGUUUCCGGAAGCUGCUGAACCCCCACCAGGUCUUUGAGCUGACCAGCGGGGGCCCCCUCCCUGGGUUCCACGUGUUCUCCCGGGCCCCCUGCUUCCGGGUGCUGGUGUGCGGCGGGGAUGGCACCGUGGGCUGGGUGCUCGGCGCCCUGGAGGAGAUUCGCCACCAUCUGGCCUGCCCCGAGCCCUCCGUGGCCAUCCUGCCCCUGGGCACAGGGAAUGACCUCGGCCGAGUGCUCCGCUGGGGUGCGGGCUACAGUGGAGAGGACCCCUUCUCGGUGCUGGUGUCCGUGGAUGAGGCUGACGCUGUACUCAUGGACCGCUGGACCAUCCUGCUGGACGCACAGGAGGCCUGUGGCGCAGAGAACAGUGUGGCUGAUGUGGAGCCCCCAAAGAUCGUCCAGAUGAAUAACUACUGUGGGAUCGGCAUUGAUGCAGAGCUAAGCCUGGACUUCCACCAGGCACGGGAGGAGGAGCCCGGCAAGUUCACAAGCAGGUUCCAUAACAAGGGCGUGUACGUGCGGGUUGGGCUGCAGAAAAUCAGCCACUCCCGUAGCCUGCACAGGGAGAUCCGGCUGCAGGUGGAGCAGCAGGAGGUGAAGCUGCCCAGCAUCGAGGGCCUCAUCUUCAUCAACAUCCCCAGCUGGGGCUCGGGGGCUGACCUGUGGGGCUCUGAGAGCGAUGCGAGGUUUGAGAAGCCGCGCAUAGACGACGGGCUGCUGGAGGUGGUGGGAGUGACAGGCGUCGUGCACAUGGGUCAGGUGCAGGGUGGGCUCCGCUCCGGCAUCCGCAUCGCCCAGGGCUCAUACUUCCGCGUCACGCUCCUCAAGGCCACCCCUGUGCAGGUGGAUGGUGAGCCCUGGGUCCAGGCCCCUGGCCACAUGAUCAUCUCGGCUGCGGGGCCGAAGGUCCACAUGCUGAAAAAGUCCAAGCAGAAGCCCAGGAAGGCCGGAGGCAGCCCCAAGGAGGCACGAGUGGACACGCCGCCUGCCCCAGAUGGGGACGCCAAGUAG
Molecule: messenger RNA, 2736 nt
Organism: Trichechus manatus latirostris (Florida manatee)
Lineage: Eukaryota; Metazoa; Chordata; Mammalia; Sirenia; Trichechidae
Gene: DGKQ
Product: diacylglycerol kinase theta
Exons: 23
Molecular function (GO): ATP-dependent diacylglycerol kinase activity
Source: RefSeq, a predicted model, not a curated record